CUUCAGGUUCCCCGACAAUUAAAGCAUUCAUCAGACGGCUGGCAUUGCGAUGCUCAUGGGCCACCGAACCCGGGGAUGGAUUGGGAAGCGUCGAGGCCAUUUCCCCUCUGUCGAAGCCUCCAAACCUACCCACCGUCACCGUUUCCUUACCGAUCGUCCCAAGUCGAUGACAGCGAGACCAUAUAGAAAUCGAAGCACCAAUACUUCUCCUCUCUUUCUUGAUUCUUUUGGUUUUCUUUUCUCUUGGGUUUACCGCGGUGGGAUCCAGUGACGGAGCUAUUCUGGCGGUGGUUAGUCAAUGAGCGCGAGAGUCGUUGGGAGACGAUUACUGCUACUGUCGGGGCUACAUUAUGAGCGCAUUCAAAGUUUCCUACCGUCUCUCCCCUCUUUUUCACGACCUCCUCUUUAUCUCUUCAAGAUCCUCCUCCCCGUUAUCGCUACUCCAAUCUCGCCUCUUCUCAGGCUUAUAGUCAACCUGAGCACUUCAUCAUCAAAAUCAGAUGGACCUUUGACCUCUUCAAUUGUUUCACUGAACGAAUCAGAAAUUCUUUGGUCGUUUGUCUUCUGCUCUAGACAGAUUAUAGAUGAACAGUUCCACAUUUACGCCCUCUAUCAGCAGGUUAAACAGCUCAUAAUACCAGACCAUCAUCUGGUACAUUCAUGGAAGUUGUUAAGGCAGCACUCAGCCAUGUCUAUGCGACUCAAGAACAUGCUGUUAUAAGGGCUGAACAAAAAAGCUAUGGUUAUGCUCAAAUCGUCGCUUCAGCUGUGAACAUCUCAAAUUUAUUGCAUGAUGCAGAUGUUAAAACUGUGAAGGAAGGGUGCACAGCUUCAGGUUCUGCUGAGGUUGUCAAUGGAUCAAGAUACCUUCAUGGUGCUCGGGUAGGGAUUGUGGCUAAACCUUCUGCUGAAUUUGUUGGGGCAAUCCUUGGUACAUGGCUUCGUGGAGGAGUGGCAGUUCCACUCGCUAUAAGCUAUCCAGAAUCAGAGCUUUUGCAUGUGAUGAAUGAUUCAGAUGUAUCCAUGAUACUGAGCACUCCAGAGCAUCAAGAAACCAUGGAGAAUGUGGCUGCUAAAUGCUCUGCUAAAGUUUCACUAAUUCCAACGGUCACCAGUAUGCCAUCAAACAAUAUGUUCAGUGAACAUUCAGGGGAAGAAGCUAUUGGUUUGGUUGUUGAGUUGAUAAGGGAAAUUGAGGAUUCAUGCAUGAUUAAAGGAGAUGAUCCUGCUCUGAUUCUUUACACGAGUGGUACAACGGGUAAACCUAAAGGUGUUGUCCACACACACAAGAGCAUAAUUGCUCAGGUCCAAAUUCUGUCUGAGGCUUGGGAAUAUACAAAUAACGAUCAGUUUCUGCAUUGUCUACCCUUGCACCAUGUUCAUGGUCUCUUCAAUGCUUUAUUUGCGCCUCUAUAUGCGGGAUCAGUGGUUGAGUUCAUGCCAAAAUUUAGCGUACGAGGUGUGUGGCAGAGAUGGCGUGAUUCAUACCCUAAAGAUGGAAACAAAGCAGCUGAUGCGAUUACCUUAUUUACAGGAGUUCCAACUAUGUAUACUAGACUGCUGCAAGGAUAUCAAACUAUGGAUUCUGAUCUACAAAAGGCCUGUGCAUCUGCAGCAAAUCAAUUGCGUCUCAUGAUGUGUGGGUCUUCAGCUCUUCCAUUUCCCGUUAUGAAGCAAUGGGAAGAGAUAACAGGUCAUCGCCUUUUAGAACGUUAUGGCAUGACUGAGUUUGUGAUGGCAAUAUCCAAUCCCUUGCAUGGUGUACGAAAAGGAGGCACUGUCGGGAAACCUCUUCCUCGAGUAGAGGUGAAGAUUCUUGCAGAAGAUGGUAGUGAAGUUGGCACAAGGGGAGUGGGAGAGCUUUGUGUUAGAAGUCCCUCUCUGUUCAAGGAAUAUUGGAAACUGCCUAAGGUAACAGAGGAAUCCUUUACUGAUGAUGGAUUCUUCAAGACUGGAGAUACAGUCACAACAGAUGAAGAUGGAUACUACGUAAUUUUGGGGCGUACUAAUGCUGAUAUUAUGAAAGUUGGUGGUUAUAAGCUGUCAGCACUAGAAAUUGAAGCAAUACUUUUAGAGCACAAGGCAGUGUCAGAAUGUUGCAUUCUGGGCUUACCGGAUGAGGAUUAUGGGGAAAUUGUAUGUGCUAUAAUUGUGCCUCAUGCAGAUGCAAGUAGUGCAGAGCAAGAACAAAAGCCAGCAAUAACCCUAGAAGAUCUACGAAGUUGGUCCAAGGAUAAACUAGCUCCAUAUAAGAUCCCGACAAAGUUGUUUCUGUGGGAUUCUCUUCCUCGAAAUGCCAUGGGAAAGGUGAACAAGAAGGAGAUCAAAAAAUUACUGGAACAACAACCAUAAUUUAAGUUACAAAUUAACAGUGGCAUUUAUGGCUGAUCAAAAAAUUAGCAGCCCCAUUAGGUUAGCAAGAUCAUUUUCUUCAAUGAAAUCUUCUUUCCCAUCAAGGCACAAUUUGGAUCGUGGUACUUUUAUCUCUAUUUAUUACAGUGGCUUUAAACGUGUACCCGUCGGUCAUUGGAUUAUGUGACAAGUGGUAAAUGUUGUCUCCAAUCAAGUA
This is a messenger RNA of Musa acuminata AAA Group (dessert banana), 2569 nucleotides long. RefSeq names its product probable CoA ligase CCL8. Gene Ontology annotation, biological process: fatty acid metabolic process. Gene Ontology annotation, molecular function: medium-chain fatty acid-CoA ligase activity. The coding region runs from base 661 to 2352 and encodes 563 amino acids. Lineage: Eukaryota; Viridiplantae; Streptophyta; Magnoliopsida; Zingiberales; Musaceae. The record is from RefSeq and is a predicted model, not a curated record. The transcript is spliced from 18 exons.